AUGGGUAUUUCGAAAAGGCUCGCACUUUUUGUAGCCCUUGUGCUUUUUUUCUGGUGUUCUGAUCCAGUUCAGUGUGAUGAGGUGGCUAUAAGAGGAGUGCCCGGCGGGGCUACGCCGUCCAACGAGGAGAAGACGGACAAGGGGAACAAGGAGGAGAAGACGGAUAAGGCGAACAAAGAGGAGAAGAAGGACAAAGCGGUGAACUCGGAGAACGCAGCCAGCACCCCGGGGGGCGAAGGCAAAGAUCAAAGCCAAGAAGCCAAUGUAAAUUUAAAGGGCGGUGCUUCGAAGGAGCAAAUCGCCAAAGGGGAGGAGGCCAUCUCUGCGACUAUUGGCGGAGGUGGGGCACAGGCGCAGACGACCUUCUUGCAGAGCAACGAGAAGGAGGGGGGAGAUAAGGAUAGAGGAACGAACAAUGAUAGUACGAACAGUGCGAACAGUGCGAACAGUGCCAACAGUGCCAACAGUGCCAACAGUGCCAACAGUGCCAACAGUGCCAACAGUGCCAACAGUGCCAACAGUGCCAACAGUACGAACAAUUCCAACGGCGGGAAGAGCAUGAAGAGCGGAACCGAGGUGGAAGACUCCGUGGUUAAGGAAAUAACCCCCAAGGAGGAGACGCCAAACGAGGGGAGCGCCAAAGGGAAAGACGGAGGAGCAGAAAAGGCUGGAGCACUUCGAAAUGGAAGCAACACUGGUGAGGCGAAGGGCGUGUCAAACGGUGUGCCAAACGGUGUGGCAAACGGUGUGCCAAAAGACGUGCCAAACGAUAUGCAUAAAGAGGAGACCCAGAGCAAAAGUACCAACGAGGAGUUGUACGAAGAACUAAAAAAACAAAAUGAAGAAGAAAAAAACGCAGACAUGAAUUUUCUGAAAAUACUAUCCAUCGGAUCAUCCCUUUUUAUGCAGUUAGUAUUAUUCCCUUCCAUUUUUAAAAUGAUAAAGAAGAAAACGACCGGAGAGGUAGAUGGGUUACCCUACGUGGUGUUGUUGUUUUCAUCGUUCCUGUGGUUGGUAUAUGGGAUGUUGCUAAAUAACUCCGCCAUCAUUUGUCCAAACUUAGUAGGUCUUGUAUUAGGGUCCUUUUACUCUCUCAUGUAUCAUAAGUAUUGCAAGAACAUGUGGCUAAAACAAAAGUUAUUUUCCUAUUACAAGAUUUGUGGCUUCAUAUGCUUUGCGCUUUACGCCUUUCUAUACCUGUUGACAUAUGAGCAGUACGAAUUGUUUGUUGGAUUCAUGGCGUUUAUAUCAAGCAUAGUGAACUUUGGUGCCCCUUUGUCUUACGUACAGAUAGUAAUUAAAAAGAAGAAUUCUUCUCUGAUCCCGUUGGAAAUAGCCACAGGGAGUUUGGUGUGCUCUUUCCUGUGGGUGACCUACGGGUUCACCAUCAAGGAUGGAUUUGUCAUUGUACCCAACUUAUGUGGGUUUAUCUUAAGUCUCUUACAGAUUGCCUUAAUUUUAUUGUAUUCCAACAAGGAGGCUAUUGUUAAUUACGGAGAUGGAGACGAAGUUGAUUUUGUAACUGACGGUGGAGGAAUCCAUGUAAACAGGAAGAACCGUUACGCACCUACAGAGAACCAUAUUUUCUUGAAUGAUUUCAAUUUGGAUGCAGAAAACAGAAUGGGUAGUGCAGAGGUGUCUAUCCGCUCAACAAAUUAUGAAAAUAACGGAAGUGGUAGUAAUAUGAAGAAUGGUAACAAUGCGAGUGGUUCCUUUUUAGACUCAACGUAUGACGAGACUUCUCCCCUUACGGGCGCGAACUUUGGAAUGGGCUUUGCCAACGGUGGGGCAGGUCGGCAGGGCUACCUUAGUCGCUCAGGUAGUGCGCAUCAGGAUUCUCCUCUUACAUUCUAA
Messenger RNA from Plasmodium knowlesi strain H, 1854 nucleotides. RefSeq names its product MtN3-like protein. The transcript has a single exon. The coding region runs from base 1 to 1854 and encodes 617 amino acids. Lineage: Eukaryota; Apicomplexa; Aconoidasida; Haemosporida; Plasmodiidae. Gene Ontology annotation, cellular component: membrane. The record is from RefSeq and is a predicted model, not a curated record. Gene Ontology annotation, biological process: carbohydrate transport. Gene Ontology annotation, molecular function: sugar transmembrane transporter activity.